Messenger RNA from Ornithorhynchus anatinus (platypus), 3402 nucleotides. RefSeq names its product CASC3 exon junction complex subunit (gene CASC3). The record is from RefSeq and is a predicted model, not a curated record. Gene Ontology annotation, molecular function: mRNA binding. Gene Ontology annotation, cellular component: exon-exon junction complex. Gene Ontology annotation, biological process: mRNA processing. Lineage: Eukaryota; Metazoa; Chordata; Mammalia; Monotremata; Ornithorhynchidae.
GGUGUGUGGCGGGAGGGAAGAUGGCGGACCGGCGGCGCCAACGGGCCUCGCAGGACACGGAGGACGAGGAGUCGGGCGCGUCGGGCACCGACAGCGGCGGUUCUCCGGCCCGGGGAGGCGGCGGGGGAGGCGGCGGAGGAGGAGGCGGCGGCGGGGGCGGCGGGGGCGGCGGCUCCUCGGGCUCCCAGCGCGGCGGCCGCGCCGGGGCCCUCAACGCCCGGCGGGCGGACAGCGGAGGGACCGGACCCCACGACGAGUCCGAGUGUGAGAGCGAGGAUGGAAUCGAGGGAGAUGCCGUGCUCUCCGACUACGAAAGUGCCGAGGACUCGGAAGGGGAGGAGGGAGAAUACAGCGAGGAGGAAGGCUCCAAAGUGGAGCUGAAGGCAGAAGCCAACGACGCGGCGGCCAAUUCUUCGGCGAAAGAUGACAAGGGGGAGGAGGAGCCGGAAUCGAAAGGCACCGUGACGGGCGAGAGGCAGAGCGGGGACGGACAGGAGAGCACGGAGCCCGUGGAGAACAAAGCGGGCAAGAAGGUCCCCAAGCACCUGGACGAUGACGAGGACCGGAAGAAUCCGGCUUACAUCCCGCGGAAAGGCCUUUUCUUCGAGCACGAUCUCCGCGGGCAGACCCAGGAGGAAGAAGUCAGGCCCAAGGGGCGGCAGCGGAAGCUGUGGAAGGACGAGGGCCGCUGGGAGCACGACAAGUUCCGGGAGGAUGAGCAGGCGCCCAAGUCGCGACAGGAGCUCAUCGCCCUUUAUGGCUACGACAUCCGCUCCGCCCACGACCCCGACGCCGUGAGGCCCCGCCGGAGGCGCAAGCCCAGGUUCGGCAGUCCCCCGCAGCGGGAGCCCCACUGGAGCGGCGAGCGGCCCAACAAGCCCCCACGCUACCACCAGGGCCCCGGGGGCCCCCCGCCACCCCCUCGGACGUUCAUCAACCGCAGCGCAGCGGGCACGGGCCGCACGCCCCUGCCCAGGGCCCACCUCCGGCCGGCCGGCUCCAAGGAGGGCCGCGGUGGCCCGAGGCCCACGGAGGCCGGCGGGCACCUGGGCACGCGCCCCGGGGACCCGGCCGCCCACGAGAACGGCUACCGCACGCGGCGCGCGGACGCGUUCCCGGCCAGGGAGCCGUCCCCCGAGGUCGAGGCCGAGGCCGCCCGCGUAUCCGGCGGCCCCCGGAGGGAGGAGGAGGAGGCGGGGGCUCCGGAGCAGCCCCCCGCACCCGACCCGGCGCCGCCGCCGCCCCCCGACAGGCCCGUCGAGAAGAAGUCGUACUCGCGGGCGAGGAGGACCCGGACGAAGGCGGGAGACCAGAGCAAGCCGGGGGAUGAGGCGCCUCCUCCCCCCGAGGGCCGGCCCGGCCCCCCGGCCCCCCGGCCCUCCGGCCCCGGGUCCAGCCCCCCUCCCCCAGCAAAGGCCGGGAGCUGGGAGCCCCCUGCGGAGCCGGGCCUGGCGGGGCUGGAGCAGGACGUGAGCCAGAUGAACCUGACAGAGCCAAGCUGGAGCCCCGGGCAGUCCCAUUUCCUCCAGCCCCGGGAGCUGCGGGGAAUUCCCAGCCACGUGCACGUGGGAGCCGGUGCCCCCCAGCCCCCACCUCCACCGCCGCCUCAGUUUAACCGGAUGGAAGAGAUGGGCGUCCAGGGCAGCCGAGCCAAACGCUACUCCUCCCAGCGCCAGAGGCCCGUGCCGGAGCCCCCCGCGCCCCCCGUGCACAUCAGCAUCAUGGAAGGGCAUUAUUACGACCCACUGCAGUUCCAGGGACCAAUCUACACCCACAGUGACAGCCCCACCCCUCUGCCCCCACAAGGCAUGCUUGUGCAGCCAGAGAUGCACCUCCCUCACCCAGGUUUACACCCCCACCAGACGCCAGCGCCCCUGCCCAACCCGGGCCUGUACCCCCCACCGGUGUCCAUGUCCCCGGGGCAGCCACCUCCACAGCCACUGCUCGCUCCCACCUACUUCUCUGCUCCGGGUGUCAUGAAUUUCGGCAGUCCCAACUACCCCUACCCAGCAGGGGCCCUGCCCCCGCCACCGCCCCCGCAUUUGUAUUCCAACACCCAGGCUCAGGCGCAGGUGUACGGAGGCGUCACCUACUACAACCCCGUCCAGCAGCAGGUGCAGCCCAAACCCUCGCCCCCCCGGAGGACCUCCCAGCCCGUCACCAUCAAGCCUCCGCCCCCCGAGACCCACAGGACUCAGAGCCCCAAGGAAGAGAGGCUGGCCUAGGGACGUCUGCCUGGGACCCCUGGACGCAGCGGGCGGCUCGCACCCUGGAGAGAGAGAGAGAGAGAGAGAGGCCCCGCCUUGGCCCAGGGACUUCUGGAAGGGCCGUCCCCGACCGCCCGCCCCCUCCCUCCUCCUCGCACCCCUUCCCUCCCUCCCUCCCAGGCCCCUUUCCCACUCAAGUGGUCAAUGAAAACCUUGCCGGAAUCCCCAAGGUUCGCGUUCCUGUCCUAAACGGAACCAGUCGGCCCCACUGAGUUUCCCAAAGUCAGCCCCACUGUGUUUCUCCUCCCCCUCUCCAAUGUAGGAUAAGCAUGAAUGUGACCAGUCCGACUCCCUCCCACCACCACCUCCUCUCUCCCCUCCCUUUUUUUUCUUAGCUUUUGUUUGUUUCUGUUGUUGUUGACGUGAACCGAUUCUGGCCAGCUCCUUGCCCGUGUGCCCGUGCCCUCAGAGGCUUUCAGUGGAGGUGGGGGGCGGGGGCGGAGGGGGGCGUGCCCGCCUCCUCCCCGCACCCCCCCCAGGGCAGGGGUGCUCUUCAGUUGAAGAUGCGGAUUGUCGGCCCCGAGGGAGCCGGGAGGGCCCCAUCUGUUGUGAGGCGGGGAUGGGGUUUGGCGGGGGGGGGGGAGAUGAUGGCUCUUGCAGGCUGCCUGAGGCAGCGGGCAGGUCUCCCAGCCCCACCGGCCCCGCCCCCGCCUUCAAGCGCAGAGAGAAACCCAGAUGGGUCCGGGGGGCCUCUCUUGGGUGUCAGAGGGGGGUGGGGUGGGGUAGGCAUGUGCCCUCCUCAACCUGGGCCCCGGAGCCUCACUGCCGCGGCCGGCCUGCCCCGUCCUGCGGGUCCCCUCCAGCCGUGGGUCUCGGGGCCGAGGCUGAGCAGAGCCAGGUCGGCGGAGCCCAACCGGCACCUCCGCGGCUCUGCCCUCGAGCCCCACGUGACCCUCUGGAUCCAGAUGUGGGCCGAGACCUCUCCCAACCCUCCUGCGGCAGAACCUCUGCCUGCCUUAAAGCCCUUGGCCGGUCCCAUCAUUGGCCACUGGCACCGUGCCCAGAGGCGCCCACCCUUCCAGUCCGCACCGUGUGCUCUAGGUGGGUCGCCCCCCCCCCCCCCCGCAGCGGACCAGGGUGACGUGCAUGUCAGGGUGGGUGUGACUGGUCAGAGACAAUAAACUUUUAGACGGUA